CCUGCUUGCAAAAUAUGGCUCUUUUGACUGAGAAGCGUGUUAAAAAGACACAUGCUCCUGCGAGCGACAGUUCUCCGGAGGAAUCCGAUUCCGAGGGCAGCCAGAAUUCAGCCAGCGAAGCGGAGGGCAACGCCGGCUGGGCGGAUUCCAUUCAGAAGGUCCUGAAGACCACCAAGCCGAAGACCCAAAAAAAAACCGUGCUAGCUCGAGCCAAAAAAAGCCAGGCGGCUGUGCGAUUCCAGAAAGACGCCGCCAACAAAAAGCCAGGAUUCGAUUUCGAGAUCGAGAAAGCAGAUGUCAAGGAGGAGGACGAAGGCGAUAACCAUGAAGACGAGAAGCCGCAGGCCUCUGCCUUGGAUGCCACGCUAACCAAACAGCAGCGUAAGAAUGUGCCCCUCCAGCUGCGUGUGAAGCCCAGUUUCCGGGACAUGGAGCGUGAACGAACGCUCCGCAAAGUUGCCACUCGUGGAGUGGUGCAGUUCUUUAAUGCCGUGCGCAUUCAGCAGAAGGAUCUGCAGCAGCAGCUGGAGGAAGCGGGUCCGCUGGACAGCCGACAGGAUGCGGUGCUAAACAACAUCAACAAGCGAAAGUUUUUGGACGUCCUGAUGAGCGGGAAGCGCGCCAAAUCCACACCCGUAGAUAACGCUGUAAAGAAAGAGGAACAAGAAACGGAUGACGACGACGAAGACAAGGGCUCCAGCGGCAAAAAGAAGUCCGAAUGGAGUGUGCUGCGCGAGGACUUCAUGACCAACAAGAAGAUCAAGCACUGGGACGAGGAAGACGACGACGAGGAGGGUCACAAUGAUGAAGCUGAUGACAGCGAUUACGAUGAUGGGGAAGAAUAGCUUUAAUUACCAAAUAAAUGUUAGCUUUUCAAUU
This is a messenger RNA of Drosophila melanogaster (fruit fly), 879 nucleotides long. RefSeq lists its product as uncharacterized. The record is from RefSeq and is marked reviewed. Gene Ontology annotation, biological process: rRNA processing. NCBI's taxonomy places the organism in Eukaryota, Metazoa, Arthropoda, Insecta, Diptera, Drosophilidae. The coding region runs from base 15 to 845 and encodes 276 amino acids. The transcript has a single exon.